This is a messenger RNA of Exaiptasia diaphana, 734 nucleotides long. RefSeq names its product cadherin-related family member 3. NCBI's taxonomy places the organism in Eukaryota, Metazoa, Cnidaria, Anthozoa, Actiniaria, Aiptasiidae. The coding region runs from base 125 to 358 and encodes 77 amino acids. The transcript has 5 exons. The record is from RefSeq and is a predicted model, not a curated record.
AAGAAAACAGUACAAGAAACGCGAGCUUCGGGAACAACGCCGUGAGCCUCGCCUUCGACCUAAGAAAGGAAUAGUUGAUGCCGACUUUGAAGUUUACAAACCAAAAAUAUCGCACAAUAAAAUCAUGCCCCUGUCACCAACGGAAACGUAUAUCGGUAAGGGCUACAAUGCAAGGCGAUUCGAUGGGAAAGCUGUUGACCCAGUAUCUGGACGUGUGUACGCCUUUAAUAAAGUAACUGGUGAAAGACGAUGGCUACACGAAGAUUAUUCCAUAUCACGUGUCCCGCAAAGAAAGCACCAUAACGAGGCAAAUAGGUCAUACUAUGAAGACAUUGAUUUGCCAGGAGCUCCUCAAUAGCUAUAAUAUAGAGUAGGCAUUAAUCUAUAAAGAGUGAAAACUAUGUUGAAUUUUUAAUUUUAAAAUAUAUUUUAAUAUUCAGUAUCUGAAAAGGCAAAUAGUAAUAUAUCAACUGGGAUAGAGUAAUCAAUCAAUUAAAUAAAUCAAUAAAUAAUUUCAUAAUGUAUAUUUUUUUAACGUUUUCUAAAUCGCGUGAACAACUGGGCCAGCUGGCAACUGGUUGCCAGCGAGAAAUUUAGGAAGAAAAGAACUCUCCAGGCAAAGAAUAUUUCAUUCAAGAAUUUUUGCAAGGAAAAUAAAAGUUAAACUAAAAAAAUAUAAAAGCCGUUUUUGCCAGGAAUAAAAAUUACUUAGGACCAAAAAAUGGUAUUUUGAU